GAGAAGCGACAGACUGGGGUGGCAGCCGUCUGGGAAGGACAAGGAGAGACAGAGAAAAACUGAGAUAUAAAGACUAGUCCCAUCCUGAUCCAUGAAAGAAGCCAUGCCAGUCCUCUCUGCAGGAGCAGGGUUGCAUGAGACACUUGCCCUGCUGACCUCACAGCUGCGUCCUGAUGCCAAUCACAAAGAGGAGAUGGUCUUCCUUAAGGACGUAUUCAGUGAGAGAAGUCUCAGCUACCUUAUGAAGAUUCAUGAGAAGCUGCGUCAAUAUGAAAGGCAGAGUCCCACCCCAGUUCUUCACAGUGCCUCCACUCUAGCAGAGGAUGUUGCAGAGGAGUUGCAGAGUGGACCAAUGAAUGUUGAGGAAAAGGAGCUCUUACAUCUGCUGACAUCGCCACAUCUCAAGGCCGUUUUGUCAGUUCAUGACACAGUGGCGCAGAAGAACUUUGACCCAGUGCUGCCUCCUCAGCUUGAUGACUUUGAUGAUGAUCUAGAUGAGGAGUCUGUCAAGAUCGUCCGCCUGGUCAAAAACAAAGAACCACUGGGUGCCACUAUUCGGCGGGACGAGUCUACAGGGGCCGUGAUUGUAGCUCGUAUCAUGAAGGGAGGGGCUGCAGACAGGAGUGGUCUGGUGCAUGUAGGCGAUGAACUAAGGGAAGUCAAUGGCAUCUCUGUAAUGCACAAGAGACCAGAUGAGAUCAGUCAACUGCUGUCUCAAUCACAAGGCUCUAUAACACUGAAGAUAAUCCCAGCAAUCAAAGAGGAGGGCAAGCUGAAAGAGAGCAAGGUCUACAUGCGGGCACUCUUUGACUACAUUCCAUUGGAGGACAAGGCCACGCCCUGUCAGGAGGCGGGGCUUCCGUUUACACGUGGAGACAUACUGCAAGUGGUCAGUCAGGAUGAUCAGACAUGGUGGCAGGCCAAGAGAGUGGGAGAUAGCAACCUGCGUGCAGGACUCAUCCCAUCCAAACUGUUUCAGGAAAGGCGGUUUGCCUACAGAAUCAAAAUGGGCAGUCUUCCAAAUCCCAAAUCUACAAAAACAGCUGUCUAUGACCAGGGAUGUGAUAAAGAGGACUGUGACUGUGAGGGCUAUUUCAAUGGACAGUACAUAGCUGGUUUGCGGAGAAGUUUCCGUCUAAGUCGGAAAGAUCGUCGUGGUUCUACAGGAGAGGUCAUUGUUUCUGACAAGAAUGAGACAGAGUUCCUGACCUAUGAAGAGGUGACACGCUACCAGCAGAGGCCCAAUGAGAGGCCACGAUUAGUAGUUCUCAUUGGUUCUCUGGGAGCACGCAUCAAUGAGCUGAAGCAAAAAGUAAUUGCAGACAAUCCCCACUGUUAUGCAGUGGCUGUGCCCCACACCACACGGCCCAAAAAGAGUCAUGAAAAGGAGGGAGUGGAGUACCACUUUGUAACCAAGCAGGCCUUUGAUGCUUAUGCACAAAAUAGCAAAUUUAUUGAGUAUGGAGAGUAUAAGGAGAAUCUGUAUGGUACCAGUAUAGAAGCCAUCCGUUCUGUUCAAGCCAAGAACAAGAUGUGUCUGGUGGAUGUACAGCCUGAGGCACUGAAGACCCUGCGGACAGCAGAGUUUAAGCCUUAUGUCAUUUUCGUAAAACCAAGAAUCCCAGAGAGCCGCAGACGCCGCAGUGCUGGCACAUCAUCAGGAGGGGGUGAACAUGGGCGAAUCACAGAGGAGGACCUGCAGGAAAUGCGUCUGUCGGCACAGCAGAUAGAUCAGCAGUACGGUCACCUGGUGGAUCGAAUACUGAUUAAGGAAGACACAGCCAGUGCCUGUGCAGAACUACGUAGCAUCCUGGAGAGAUUGGAACGGGAGACCUUCUGGGUUCCUGUGAGCUGGGUCAAGGCCUAGGACCCCCCCUGUACUCCAAUCCAGACUAUUGACCAAUACGCCUUGCAGUGCUGGGCUUCUUUUUCUUCAAUUCUGUGCAGACUGACUGCACUGGGCUUGCCAUCUCUACAUGGGUCUCCAAGGGGAGGGAGUUUUAGAUUAGCAUAAAGAGAGUGUGAAUGUCUUAAUACAGAUUUUGUUUCUGGUCUGGGACAUGCAGUCACAAAUGCACUUACAUGAAUUAAUGAUCUAAUUUAUUUUUUUAAUGACAUUGGUUAUUUAUUAUUUGGUUUAUAAUGUUAUAUGAUUUGUGUGUUGUUUGUUUUUUUGACACUUUGUGGCUUUCUUUUUAUUAUUUAAUAUGUUUCAAUAGACUGUUCACUAAAGAAAUAUUUAAGAUAGAACAAAAAUGAAAUCAGUGUCAGAUCAUAUUAUCAGGGAGGCGAAACGUUAACCUUUGGCUGUGGAAUGUGGUUGUCAUGGCAAUGACAGUGUUCUUCCGAACUCCUCAUAAAAAAAAGAAAAAAAAGAAGAAAAAAAAAGGAAAGUGGCACUUCUGGGAAAUGUAAAUGUUGAACUGUAAAUGUUUGAACAAUGCAUAUCAAGCUGCUCUCUUGCAAUGCACACCCAUAUAGGGAUUUUUUUUUUUUUUUUUUUUAGCAACUACUUCAGUUUGUAAUAGAAAUAAGGUUCUCUUUAAAGAGCAUGAGUGAUAAAUCUUUAAUCCUUUCAGAAGAAAAUAUUAAACUCCUGCUGUGCCAACAGUCUCAGUGCACAUAGCUUUUCAUCUUGACAGCAGAUUUUCUUUAUUUUGAAGAUUGCAAAAUACUAUGCCAAAGCACUUAAGCUGCACAAUAUGUACAUGUGUUAAAGGGUUGUUACCAUAGGUUUAGCUGAACUGAGACCCCCAGGCUUCUUAUUUUAACACUAGACAUAGAAUUGUGAAUAAAUGGUUAGAAGUUAAACUCUGGUUUUAAAGUUAAAUGGAAGCAGUUCAGUGUGUAUAUAUUACAACUGCAUCAUGAGCUCAAGUGUACCUGUUUUUUUUUUUUUUUUACUUUCACAUUUGCAAUCUAUCCAGAACUUUUUGCCAUUUCCCAA
Molecule: messenger RNA, 2947 nt
Organism: Myxocyprinus asiaticus (Chinese sucker)
Lineage: Eukaryota; Metazoa; Chordata; Actinopteri; Cypriniformes; Catostomidae
Product: MAGUK p55 subfamily member 3-like
Exons: 19
Coding region: 92-1867 (591 amino acids)
Cellular component (GO): plasma membrane; cell-cell junction
Molecular function (GO): protein binding
Source: RefSeq, a predicted model, not a curated record